AUGGUAUAUAGUGUACAAGAAAAAAAAAAGACUAAAUGUGAACAAAAAACACCCCCACCGCCUCCAACCACCUCCCCCACCACCACAACCACCGCCGCCGCCUUUGCCACCUCUACUAUCACCACCACCUCCGCCACCUCCUCCCCUACCACCGCCUACUCCACCUCCACCUUCGCCAACGCCAUACAACAUCACACCUCCUCCACCUCUACCAAACCUUCGUCACCACCACUAGCUCUGCCUUUUUCAUCGCCACCACCAUCUCCACCUCCACCUUUGUCGACUGUCACCAUCAUAACCACAUCCACCACCUCUGUUAUCACCUCCACCACCACCUCUACCACCGCCUCUGACUUUGCCACCAACAUUAGUGGUGGUAGUGAAGGAUGCAGUGAUGGUAGUGGCGGUGGAGGUGACAACAAUGAUGACGGUGGUGGAGGUGGAGAUGAUGGUGACGGAGGCAGAUGCGAAGUUAUGGUAGAGUCGGUGAUAGAGGUGGUGGUGAUGGUGGUGGUCGACGGAGGUGGAGGUGGAGAUGGUGGUGGCAGAGGUUUUGUUUUUUGUUCACAUUUAGUCAUUUUCUUUUUGUACAUUAUAUAUGAACAUGUUCAACAAGUUGGAUGGUUUUUGACAAGAAAACAUGGUAUAUGUGUUUGA
Lactuca sativa (garden lettuce) is the source of this 657-nucleotide messenger RNA. The record is from RefSeq and is a predicted model, not a curated record. NCBI's taxonomy places the organism in Eukaryota, Viridiplantae, Streptophyta, Magnoliopsida, Asterales, Asteraceae.